UCUCUCAGCUGCUGUAAUCGCUGCUGCAGGAGAAAUUGGAGCUGCCGUCGCUGGCACGCCCGCCCUCCCCCACUAAGAAGAGCUACGGCCUCUUCUCUCACGCUCCUUAUACACCUAUUGGUGGGAGCGGCGGCAGCAACAGUCCGUGGACCCUCUGCCGCCUCUUCUUGCGGCUGCUCUACCGGUCAUUCCCUCGGCCCCUCAACUGAGGGGGGCCCCCCGUCCCUAACCAGCUUCCUACUUCUCCCUCUUCAGCUUCGCCUGGAACCCAUCUCCCCAGUCUCGCCGGGGUGGAGGACGACGAAGAAGAACCAGGAGAGUCACCCUUCCUCCAGGCGGCGCCGGCCCCCACACCGCGGGUGUGUCCUAUAAAUGGCGUCUGAAAGCGACACCGAGGAAUUUUAUGAUGCCCCUGAAGAUGUGCACCUUGGGGUCGGCUACCCAGUAGGGUCUCCAGGAAAAGUUGGGCUUUCAUCAUUCAAGGAAACAGAGAACACUGCACACAAAGUUGGAAAUGAGUCCCCUGUACAAGAAUUGAAACAAGAUGUGUCUAAAAAGAUAAUUGAAAGUAUUAUUGAGGAGAGUCAGAAAGUACUACAGCAUGAAGAUGACUCUUUGGGUUCCAAAGGAAAGGGACUUUCUGAUCAAGCUACUGCCAGUCCUGUUGUGGCUGAUACUGAUCUUAGCAAUAUACCUGGACUUCUAGCCAUAGAUCAAGAAUUACAGAAAGAUUCCAAAAAGCCAGAGAGUGACAAUGCAUUGGAAAAAACUGAAUUAGAAUCAAAAGAAUGUUUUCCUUCUGAUGAUGCCUGUGAGAAGUCAAUAGAUGAAACCACUAAGUUAACUGAAAUAAAUUCAGCAGAGCAGCUUAAUGUGCCUGAAAGAGAAACAGAAGUAUUGAACAAGGAAACAGUGGAAGUCAAACAAAGUGAUGUUCUGGAUCCUGCAACAUCAGACUCUUUACCUACUAAAGAUUUUGCUGCUGUAGAAGAGAUGGCUCCUGCCAAACCCCCAAGACACAUCACUUCAGAACCUGAUAUAGUAGCUAGUACAAAGAAGCCUGUUCCAGCCCGUCCACCCCCUCCAGCUAAUUUCCCACCUCCUCGACCUCCACCUCCCUCUCGACCUGCUCCACCGCCAAGAAAAAAGAAAAGUGAAUUGGAAUUUGAGGCUCUUAAAACACCUGAUGUUGAUGUACCGAAAGAAAAUAUUUCAUCUGAUUCUCUCCUAACUACAAACAUGGCUUCAGAGAGUGCAGCCAGAGAUUCUCAGCCUUCUCUUGAUUUGGCAAGUGCUACCAGUGGAGAUAAAAUAGUUACUGCUCAGGAAAAUGGAAAAGCACCUGAUGGACAGACAAUAGCAGGGGAAGUAAUGGGCCCACAGAGACCUAGAUCAAACUCUGGAAGAGAACUAACUGAUGAGGAAAUUUUAGCUAGUGUAAUGAUUAAGAACCUGGAUACUGGAGAAGAAAUACCUUUAAGUCUUGCUGAAGAGAAACUGCCAACAGGUAUUAAUCCUCUAACGCUACACAUCAUGAGAAGGACAAAGGAAUAUGUAAGUAAUGAUGCAGCACAGUCAGAUGAUGAAGAGAAGUUACAGUCUCAGCCAACAGAUACUGAUGGUGGAAGAUUAAAACAAAAAACGACUCAAUUAAAGAAGUUCCUUGGAAAAUCAGUGAAGAGAGCAAAGCACCUUGCUGAGGAAUAUGGUGAACGUGCUAUAAAUAAAGUUAAAAGUGUAAGAGAUGAAGUGUUUCACACUGAUCAAGAUGAUCCUUCAUCAAGUGAUGAUGAAGGAAUGCCCUAUACAAGACCAGUUAAAUUCAAAGCAGCACAUGGUUUUAAAGGACCUUAUGAUUUUGAUCAGAUCAAAGUGGUGCAAGAUCUUAGUGGGGAACAUAUGGGAGCUGUUUGGACCAUGAAAUUUUCUCACUGUGGCCGAUUACUUGCCUCAGCUGGACAAGAUAAUGUAGUGAGAAUAUGGGCUUUAAAACAUGCUUUUGACUAUUUCAACAAUAUGCGAAUGAAAUAUAAUACUGAAGGACGUGUGUCUCCAUCACCUUCUCAGGAAAGUCUAAAUUCAUCAAAAUCUGAUACAGAUACAGGGGUGUGCUGUGGAACUGAGGAAGACCCAGAUGACAAAAAUGCACCCUUUUGACAACGGCCAUUUUGCAAAUAUAAAGGACACACUGCUGAUCUCCUUGAUCUUUCAUGGUCUAAAAACUACUUUCUGCUUUCUUCUUCAAUGGACAAAACUGUCAGAUUAUGGCACAUUUCCAGAAGAGAAUGCCUUUGCUGUUUUCAACACAUAGAUUUUGUCACUGCCAUAGCUUUCCAUCCAAGAGAUGACAGAUAUUUUCUCAGUGGGUCAUUGGAUGGAAAGCUCCGCCUUUGGAAUAUACCUGACAAAAAAGUGGCUUUAUGGAAUGAAGUAGAUGGUCAGACAAAAUUGAUCACAGCUGCAAAUUUCUGUCAGAAUGGCAAAUAUGCAGUGAUUGGGACCUAUGAUGGCAGAUGUAUUUUCUAUGAUACAGAGCAUUUGAAAUACCAUACCCAGAUACAUGUCCGAUCUACUAGAGGGCGCAACAAGGUUGGAAGAAAAAUUACUGGCAUUGAACCUUUACCUGGAGAAAAUAAGAUACUGGUAACCUCAAAUGACUCCAGAAUCAGACUAUCUGAUCUGAGAGAUUUGUCAUUGUCUAUGAAGUACAAGGGUUAUGUCAAUAGCAGCAGCCAGAUCAAAGCAAGUUUCAGCCAUGAUUUUACUUACCUUGUUAGUGGUUCAGAAGAUAAAUAUGUUUAUAUUUGGAGUACCUACCAUGAUCUAAGCAAGUUUACUUCAGUCAGGAGAGAUCGAAAUGACUUCUGGGAAGGUAUUAAAGCACAUAAUGCAGUUGUUACAUCAGCCAUCUUUGCUCCAAACCCAAAUUUGAUGUUAUCUUUGGAUAUGCAGUCUGAAAAAUCAGAAGGAAAUGAUAAAGGUGAAGAUGCUGAAGUUUUGGAUACAUCCACUGGUACCAUGAAGACAGAUAACACAGAAGUUCUUCUCUCUGCUGACUUCACUGGCGCAAUCAAAGUGUUUAUUAACAAAAGGAAAAAUGUAUCUUAA
This is a messenger RNA of Octodon degus (degu), 3108 nucleotides long. It is a transcript of the gene Wdr44, whose product is annotated as WD repeat domain 44. Gene Ontology annotation, molecular function: protein binding. Lineage: Eukaryota; Metazoa; Chordata; Mammalia; Rodentia; Octodontidae. The transcript is spliced from 20 exons. The record is from RefSeq and is a predicted model, not a curated record.